Messenger RNA from Eufriesea mexicana, 6661 nucleotides. RefSeq names its product leucine-rich repeats and immunoglobulin-like domains protein 3. The transcript has 14 exons. NCBI's taxonomy places the organism in Eukaryota, Metazoa, Arthropoda, Insecta, Hymenoptera, Apidae. Gene Ontology annotation, molecular function: protein binding. The record is from RefSeq and is a predicted model, not a curated record. Bases 166 to 3078 code for a protein of 970 amino acids.
CAUCGGUCCGUGGGCGUCAUCAUGGUGUGUGGGUUGAAGCGUUUUUGAGAGACAAGUUUGUUUUUAAUCGAUAGAACGUGGGCAUUUUUAUUAUUACGGUGAUGCUUUUACGAAGAGUGCUGUCGUUGUUCUACGUAUCGCUAUGGAAAAAACCAUUGAUAUGCAAUGUACAGUUACGAAAUAAAUUUUAAGCGGAACGAUACGACGAUACAUACGAUGUCGAAUUCGGAACAAGUUUUUCUCAUACAUCGACUUGUGUGGAAAUACAAAUGGACGGUUGUUAUGUUAUCGGUGAUACUUGUAACUUCAUCGAAUUUUACAAACGCCGACAGGAUAUCGUAUGAUAGUACGAAGGAUAAUGAAUGUCCCGUUGAGUGUGCAUGCCUUGGGAAUGUGGUGGACUGCAGUAGCUUACAAUUGAUCGGAGCACCCAGCGGAUUACCACCAUGGACAGAGAUCUUAGAGUUAAAGGAGAACAAUAUUGCUAGCUUGGAGCCAGAUGUAUUGUUACAUUUAACUAAAUUAAAGGAAUUAGACCUUAGCGCCAAUAAAUUUGGAGACAACUUUUCGAUCACCUUACCAGUGGCUGCACAUUUGCAAGGGCUUAAAGUAAAUAAAAAUCAAUUAACAGAAGUGCCAGACAUGUCUUUUGUCAAAGACAUAACGCAUCUUGCAUUAGCUCAUAAUUCGAUUAGCGACAUAAAUGGAACCGCGUUACUCACCUUGCAACGACUUCAAAAUUUGGAUAUUAGUGGAAAUAAAAUAAGCAUCGUUCGAAACGGAUCCUUUCUUGCACCCAAUUGUCUUACACAUUUAAAUUUAAACAUGAAUCAAAUAAGGAUAAUUGAAAAUGGAAGUUUGGAUAACUUAACUUCAUUGGAGGAACUACGUUUAAAUAAAAAUCACUUGACCCAAUUGAAAGAUCUUUUUACGAAUUUAAAGAAAUUACGUAUAUUAGAAUUAAAUAGAAAUGAAUUAAAGACUAUUCAGGGACUUAGCCUUAAGGGUUUAACAAAUCUAAAAGAGUUACGCUUAAAGAGAAAUAAGAUUGAAACGUUAGACGAUGGCGCGUUUUGGCCUCUCGAAAAUUUAACAACAUUACAACUUGACUUUAACAUGUUAACCAUGGUGAGAAAAGGUGGUUUGUUUGGACUAGAACAUUUGCAAAAACUAACGUUAUCGCACAAUCGAAUAAACACCAUUGAAGUGCAAGCAUGGGAUAGGUGCAAAGAAAUCGUGGAGCUGGAUCUAUCACAUAAUGAAAUAUCAAUCAUUAAACGAAACACUUUUGAAUUUUUGGAAAAAUUGGAGAAACUUAAAUUGGACCAUAAUCAAAUCACUUACAUUUUUGAUGGUGCAUUUGGGUCAACUCCUAGUCUGCAGAUAUUAGAACUCAACUUCAAUAAAAUUUCAUAUUUGGUGGAAGAUAUUAAUGGCGCUUUCGAUCCACUUGGACAGUUAUGGAAAUUAGGAUUGGCGCAUAACAGGAUAAAAUCGGUACACAAAAAUGCGUUUACAGGAUUAAGUAGUGUUACCGAGUUGGAUUUAAGUGGGAACGAUAUAACGAGUAUUCAAGAAAAUGCAUUCGUUUCAAUGACUAGUCUAACUAAACUGAGGAUGAAUUCGAGAGCUUUGGUUUGUGACUGUGGCUUACAAUGGUUAAGUAUGUGGUUACAUGAACAUAGGUACAGCGAUGCGGAAGUUUAUUGCGGAUACCCGCACUGGUUAAAAAAAAUGUCCUUGACUCAACUCCAUCAUAAAAAUUUUACGUGUGAUGAAUAUCCAAAGCCAAGAAUCAUCGAGGAACCUAAAAGUCAGAUGGGUAUUAAAGGAGACAAUGUGACACUGGUUUGUCGAGCAACAAGUACUGCCAGUGCACCGCUUCAUUUUACAUGGAAGCACGAUAACGUUGAAAUGGAUGAUGUCAAUCUGCAAAUAAAAACUGAUUCCACGGAGAACGUGACAGAGGCUUCUUCCAUUUUACAUCUUACUAACGUUACUCACGCAAAUGCUGGAAAAUAUCAAUGUAUGGUGACAAAUACAUAUGGAACUACAUAUUCUACAAAGGCAAAGAUAAGCAUUUUAAUUUAUCCAUCUUUCUCAAAAAUUUCACGCGAUAUACGUGUAAACGCUGGAAGCACUGUAAAACUAGAAUGUUCCGCGGAAGGGCAACCAUCCCCGCAAAUAGCAUGGCAAAAGGAUGGCGGUGAUGAUUUUCCAGCAGCAAGAGAAAGAAGAAUGCACAUGAUGCCAACCGAUGAUGUAUUGUUCAUCGUUGACGUGAAAACUGCUGACAGCGGCGUUUAUUCGUGUACCGCGCAAAAUCUUGCUGGUCUAAUCGUUGCGAAUGUUACUCUGACGAUAUUAGAAACACCAUCAUUCGUAAAACCGAUGGAGAAUAAAGAAAUAACCGUCGGUGGCUCAAUUGUAUUGGAAUGUAUGGCAAGUGGUAUGCCCAGGCCGAAGCUUUCUUGGCGCAAAAACGGAAAUCCUUUGCAAGCGACUGAACGUCAUUUCUUCACCGCCGAAGAUCAGCUAUUGAUAAUUGUUGAUACUAAAGCCAGCGAUGCUGGCAAUUAUGAAUGUCAAAUGAACAAUUCGUUGGGUAGCGUUGUUGGUGCAUCUCAUUUGACAGUAAAGCCAGCUCCAACUUCAACUCCUAGUCCUGUAUCGGUAAAUGAAGAUGAUAUACUUGGUUUGAUAAUAAUCACCGUCGUAUGUUGUGCUGUUGGUACCUCCAUAGUGUGGGUGGUUAUAAUUUAUCAAACUAGAAGACGGUUGAACACUGUUACACAGAGUAGAAAUGUGCAACCAUCGUCGGCUAUAGCAGCUACGGUAGCUGAUACGCAAACACAUUUAUAUCUAGAAACGAGUUCUCAGCAUAGUAAAGACAGCGGUACAGGAGAUAGUACUAAUCCUAGUAGCGAUCAAUUACAAUUAUGUUUACCCGAGGAAAUAGUUACAUGUUCCGUGAACAACGAGGAGGAUACGAGUGCAGUGGUGAACGUAGGAGCUCCGUUAUUGCGGUACACAAAUCACGAACGACAUGUUCGCGAGAAUGAAGAUUGUGCCGUUUAAAAACCAGAAGUUUCAUAUAUGUUUCUCUCGUGAUUAAUUCGUCGUAAUCCGUGCAUGAACGUUGUCUCUUGUCGUGUGCAAAGAGAAAAAAAUGAUCGGAAAAUUACGCGAGGUGAAACAGUGUCGUUUUAAUCGUUCGUUAACAAACUACAUAUGUGGCACAGAAAAUGUGCAAUUCGUCGAUCCUAUUGUGACAUGAACAUUACUACCUUGGUGUACAAUAGUAGGUGUACGAACAACAACGAACAUGAUUAUCGUCGUAUUUGCUACGAGAAAAAUAAAUUGUCAGAAGAACGACACUUAAGUUACAGCGUAUUAAUGGCGUAUGAUUUGUAAAUAUUUACGGUAAGAAUUCAUCGUAAUUGCUGUGUGAUUCAGUGUCGUUGAGAAAGAGGUGAAGUAACGAGUAUGUUGACACGGGAAAUUAUCGUAACCCGCAAAAGCCACUUAUAUUAUAGACCAGUCUUUUGUGAUAGAUAUUUAUUUUUAGGAUUACUUAAUUAUUAUUAGUCGAUGAUUAUAUUUAUAAUGCCCCAUGACGUAAGUUUGCCUUAAAAACAAAGAAAAACAAAAAAAAAAAAAAUAAAAAAAAAGGAAAAAAACGGAACGAGAAACAGAAAUGUGCACACGUACACAAGUCUAUGUAUACCUAUUUUACAUAUACAAGAGAAACACAUGUAUGCAGUGUGUGUGUGUGUGUGCGCGCGCGCGCGCGCGCGUGUGUGUCUGGCUGCGUGUAGGUAAUUGUUGCGCACCAAAGUGCUGAUAUAUAAACACUUCAUGAUUUGUCUUCCUCUUUAUUUUUUAUUCAUAGUUAAUUGUUUCGUUGCACCUAGAGAGACGUUUAGAAGUAAUUUAAUGGAUCGAUAACGACUGCUCAUCACCGAUAGAUAUCAAUACUAGUUCUUGAAAUAUCUGCCUAUGUAUUAUCAUCGUUUAAAUCAACGAUUUUUCUUUACUAUUUAAUUUACUAAAAUUUGUAGCGUUUACACGUGCGAGGAAUAGUAUAUUAAUUACAAUAGGUUUGUUGGUUUGCAAUCAUCGUUUUGAUCGAAAAGAAAUUCACAGAAGAAAAUGUUUUCUUUCUUCGGCUUUUCAUCGAUACUUUGGUUACAUGCGGUUUCGCUAGAAAAUUCCCUCGACUCGAACGCAUUCGUGAGAAUAAGUGGAACUAUAAUUAGUCGAGCGAUCGAACGAUCAAACGAGGAAAUGGUGAUCGGCAUGUAACAGGAUUCUAAUGGAUACUAUUAGUUUCUGUGAAUUUUAAGUUAAUUUGUGAUAUUUUCGUGCCGCGGAAAUAAUUGGAAACGAUCGCAAACACUCGCAUACUAAAGAAUAUCGAAAGGGGAAGCGCGAAUCUUUGGCAAACGAAUCUAGCUAAAAAGGUACGUCUUGCGCACACAUUUCGAUUCUCCCUACAUCUUAUAUUUCGAGAAAACGGAGCGAAGAAACGUGAAUAUUGCCAUUUUUAAUCGAUGUAACGCAACACAAUGAUAUCAUAUCAUAUCAGAUUAAAUGAAACGCAAUGAAUCGUCGUUCAGGUAAAGACGAAAUGAUACGAAGAGAAAUUUGCACACCGUUUAACGCACGCGUUCACUCCUUUUUCUUUCCAUUAGCGAUGACUGUUGCGCAGCAUCGAGAAGAAUAACGAUCUUUCGGGAAUAUUCGAACGUUUUGUUUCGUGACAAAGAAAAAUUCGUUGUAUCGUUACCGGUGGAUUCGCGAGUCGAUAAUCGAGAAUAAUCGCGAUUUAAUAUGGCGUCCAGCAGUCUAGCAGCUCCACCGAGAUCGUACAAACUUACCAGUGACAAGUAUUAAAUCGUAUUUUGCCAAUAAACAAGAGAAUCUGUCGCGAAAAUGUCGAGUGACUGGUAUCCACGUGUGAUACACGAAAUAAGAUGUCCUCGUUUAAUUCAGUAUUUUCCCUUGUUGUUAUGUGGUAUAUUAUAAACAAAUACAAGUAAUCUAUCAGGAUAACGUUGUUUUAGUGUAGUCAAUGUUUACUCUCGUCAAUCACGGCGGAAACUAACCUCUACUAUUUUCCCUCGUUCUUUUUCGUUUCUUUUCUUUUGAACUUUAUUUACCAAACGAGCAUAUUUUGUUAAAAUAUACAUUUGCUGAUACAUGUACAUGUACGUCGAAGAAAGAAAGAAAAAAGAAGGAAAGACGGGAGACGAAUUCGGCAAUCUUUUUAGAAACUUCGAAACGAUACGCCAGCGUAUCAUUUGGUACUUUUUUCUUUCUCUCUUUCUUUCUUUGUGUCUCAUUUUUCUUUUUCUUUUUUUUUUUUUUUCUUUUUUUUUCUUUUGUAACGAGCAUAUCCGUGCGAGUGUACGCACGCGUGUACAUAUUUCGCACGGUCACAGUUAUCUCUAGAUUUCGACAUUCCUUGUUACGUUAUAUCAUGAAAAUACGCAUCACAAGUACAAGUAUUCGCACGAGAUUCUAUUUCUCUAAGAAUUACAAAAAUACUCGUAUCGCGUUCGAACUAAUUCAAAUUCGAUUUUCCGCCAUCAUUCACCUGACGCGUAUAUGUAUGUAUAUACGUAUGUCAGCUAUGAACCGUCGCGCGAUCGAAAAGAACAAAAUUCCUUCCAUGAUUUUACGAAUCCGUGAUUCGAGUCGUUCCAUCUCGAGCAAAAUGGAGACGCGAUGUUCGUUUCGUUUGCGAAAUGCGAACGAAAGGAGCAAGGAAAGGAACUUGAAGUGGGAGGACGAAUAAAAGAGACAGGGAGAGCGGGGAUGAUAGAAAGAGAGAGAGAGGGAGAGAGAGAGAGAGAGACCUAAUAUAUAACGGCACGUGGGUAGCUACUUAUUUUCAAGUAUCACAAUGAUUAAAGUAUCAUACAUAUACACAACGCGUGUCAGGAUUCUCGGCCCGUUCGUUGUCGCGAGGGCUGAGUGUUGUCGAUAUAUAAAGAUUGUUCGCGCGAUGGUAAAGCAAACGCGUGUUUCUUACCGCGACGAGAUUCCGUAAAGUAACCACAGGAAACGCAUGCAUCACGACGCUUCUAAAGACGAACGACAUAAAUAAGUGAAAAUAGCACGAACUAGUUAAAUAAGAGACACGGAUAUCGUCCGUUUCCUUUUGGUUGUGGAACAACAACGUCUUCAGCGGUAAAAACUCAGGUAAUUAUGCAGUUUAGCAGCUUUCCCUGAUUUUGAAGAUUUAUCAAGCGGGGCAACUGAAAAACGUAAGGUAUUUUUCGAAAGAGGGAGUCUAAAUAGGUAUAGCGCUCGCUUCAGGUCGCAAACGAGUGUCCGUACGGCGACGAAGUAAAACCUAAUCGCAACGUAUUAACCCCUUACUUUACGAUUUAAGUUCGCCGAUGGCGCGUGCCAUAAUGAAUUAGUAACGUCACGCGGUUAACGCGCAACUGAGACAGGAAAAAUGAAUUAAUAGAAUUAAGAAGUUAGGCUAGUUUUUACUUCGUCGAUAUUAUGCUCGGCGACUGGACAGAAGCUAGCACAUCUUAAACCUAAUCUUAAAUAUAUCGUAACCGAUGCGAUUAACGGUAUAAUAAAUAUUUAAAAAGAAUCGAAUCGAAAUACGCAAGAUUCGAAAAAUUCGCCAAGCUGCAUA